ACUGCAUUGCCUGGCAACAGCACAUGUUAGAAAUGCCUUUUCUCGAAUCACGGGGACUGAGGUGCCAUGAACCUGUACAUCAGAAAAUAAAAUCCUGUAAGGCAACAUUUUAUCAAGAGACCCGUCAUUCAAUUAUGGGCUGUAAAGCUACUUGGCUUCCACUCGCCGACAAUCACGUACAGUCACCAUGGUUCACAAGCACAGCCUGCAUACACCACUAGCCAAAACUACAAGCAUACCUCAUGCACGCCGAUAACAGCUGCUACAUAUCGACUGUUUAAGUAGUAUUUUAUGUAUAAGGCAUAUCCUCAAGGCAUAUUUUGAAACUAUUAAUAUCUUCAAAAUGCUCCCGGAUAUCCGUUUCUUUUUGACCACGAACACAGACUCGGAAAGACGAGAUUUUUGAUGCGACAUGACAGACUCUCAGCCUUGCACCGUUUUUAGAAACUCCUUGACUUUGGAAAGAAGAAACGAGAGCGCAAUUUCCAGCUAUUGUGACUAUCGCCUAGAGAAUGGUUUCGACAAGUGUAUCAUCCUCUGCGCCAAACGUGGAAGACGAUAUUACGCUACGGACCUCGAAAUCGUCCAAGGUGAAUUUCUUGACGUCAAAAAAUUGCGCAAACAUCCGUCAAGCGGAGGUUGGUGGAAACGGUACUCACUUUACUCAGUGAGAGAAGUGAGGGAUGUAGUAGUUCAAGUUAUUGAGUGCCGCUUUGAUGCCUCCAAGCCUCGAUCAAUCGAGAUUCAUGUGGUAACUAGGGAUAUGACAAAUCUGGAGAGCAUUGAUAUGAUAAACCAGGCCAUUUCUGAAAUGGUGGAAGAAGGCUUCGAGCCGUGUGAAUGUGCCAUUGAUAUCAAUGGCGAUAUACAUAAUGAAUCAGUAAACUGCGCAAACACCACCUACAACGAAUUUGACGACCUUCAUUGCAGAGUUUGGAAGCUUCAUGAAUUGAAAAGGCAACGUUUAGAAUAUCAAUGGAUGAACCGCAUGACGGAGUACUAUUGGCAGAACGGCAUUGAAGCAAAAGGACUGGAGUUUUUGGAGAAAGCUGGUUUCAUUCAUACUUACGAAGGCUUGAAAUUUGACCAAUGCGGGGACGCGGCGAAUCCCUAUGGAAAUCAAAUCAAGGGGUUUCUAAUCGUCGAAGGCUGGCAUAUAAGAUACCUGCUUUUACUUAUUGCCGGAAGCCUACUUUGUGGUAUCGUCGCCGUUGCCAUCGCAGCAGCUGUGAGCCAAAGUCUUGAACUCGCGUUCACUGUAGGCAGUUAUGUGUGUGGUCUAGCUACGGCUCUGAUAGCAGUGUUUACUCUGGUCAGCGCCAUUGCUUGAACACAGGCGCUAAAACAAACGUCCAAUCCCGCAUUUUCCCCCCCAUACCUCAGAAUGUAUAGGCAGUGUAUUGGGUCUGUUUUGGCAGGUUCGAAGGAUCCCGUUUUCAGCCCCCAGGGAUCCCCAUUUUAGCCCUUCUUAAACAAGGGCCAUGACUCCUGGUUUCGCGAGGGUGCGUUGGUUCUGGAGAGCUUGAAUAUAGGAGGUAUGGAGGCGGACAUUGAGAGCUUCUGAAAUAUCUAAAAGGAUACAGGGACUAAAAGGUGCAAUAAUGUACGGUCUGAACUACGGUAGGGCUGUAAGCUCAGACCGCUCAAAGAGCCAUGUCAAGCUGCUAGAUCCAGUUACUGCAG
Molecule: messenger RNA, 1683 nt
Organism: Truncatella angustata
Lineage: Eukaryota; Fungi; Ascomycota; Sordariomycetes; Amphisphaeriales; Sporocadaceae
Exons: 3
Coding region: 413-1330 (305 amino acids)
Source: RefSeq, a predicted model, not a curated record